Aplysia californica (California sea hare) is the source of this 3847-nucleotide messenger RNA. RefSeq lists its product as uncharacterized. The coding region runs from base 3258 to 3617 and encodes 119 amino acids. The record is from RefSeq and is a predicted model, not a curated record. The transcript has 2 exons. NCBI's taxonomy places the organism in Eukaryota, Metazoa, Mollusca, Gastropoda, Aplysiida, Aplysiidae.
ACCUACUUCCCUUGCAGGUUUGUACCUUACAUUGCCAAUGUCCCAGAAGCCACAGACGAGACUCUGCGCCAGUACGCCACCGACUGUCUACAGUACACAGUGAAAGGGCUGGACGAGGCACUCAAGGGCGGCAAUUUCCCACUGCUCUCUGACAACAAAGAUGUUAGUUGUUUCUGCAUGAUCUGCUAAUUUUUAAAACUUCGUGGGUUUCAGUCCUAUACAUUUUUUCCCUUUCACUGUCUAUUACUUCCGCAAAGGUUGAGUGAGGCUGAUUUGGAGGGAGAGCAAUUCUCAUUUUGAUCUUUAUUUCUUUGGAAUUCGAGGUUGUUUUUUGUGGGUUUUUAUUUAGAAUUGCCGAUUGUAAGCAAUUUAGGUCUGUGGUGUAAGUUUUGAAAAAUGUCUAUCCACGAAGGAGACAUGGGCUUUGGUUUUACAGAUUGUUGUAAUAUCAGAAUAUUGUUAUUGUUAUGUGCUUAAUUAUCUAAUCUUGUUUUUCUUAACUAAGGAGUAAAAGGCGACUUUUGAACCAUUUUUAAAAACUCUCCUAGUUCUGAAACAGCAACCAGAACACACCCUUUUAAAGUGAUAGCUAGAUUUUUUAUUUGCAGUAUUUUGAUUAAGACGGUGGUCCAACCGUUGUGGGAAUAACUAAAAUGCUGCUUGAUCUUGCUAGGAUAAGAACAAGAACGUUAUGCUUGCUUGUUAUUGGCAAAGUAAAAUGUUUACAAUAUUUGAAACAGUUGCGCGAUAGUUAGAAUGCGUUAUUUGAAUGUUAGCAGGUACAGCAACAGGAAACCCUGGCGGAUGGAUGGUGUUGUAUAUUGCAGCUAUUUGAAGCUAUCUCAGAGAAAUAGAAUGACUAAUAUGCGCAUCUUGUGCAGUGUUAAAAAGUAUCCAUUGGUUUAAAGGAUCAAUCACUUCUGGUUCCUCGUAGCAAAGAAUAACACUUUCAUAAAAGAAAAAAAAAUGUCGGUGACAGACGUCCUGCAGACAAAUUUAUAGUUACAUGAACUUACGUCUGUGAAAAACCAAAGUAUCUUGGAACACUUUAUGACCUGCAUAGUCCAGUAAUUAGAGUAGUUACUGUUACCUCCUGUGAGAGGUGGCAACCAGUUCAAUUCAGUCUUUAGAAACGAAUCAACGUGCUUCAUAUUUUGUGAUUCCCUGGACAAAUUUCCAAUUUUUGUUUUAACUGUUGCCAAAGCCACACUAUUACAAAGAAAACGGCACUUCCCCAGGUUGUCGCCGACGCGCUGAAGGAGUUCCGAUUCAAGGCAGCUAAAUCUUCCGACGAAGACCUAACUAAGGCAUGUCAACUUCCCAACUCUGGGUUGGCAAAAACUCUGAAGAAAAUUUUCCCUCCGGCCGGCACAAGCACAGAUCCCAGGGGUAUACCUUUUUAUUGUCUGCUAUGUUCGGCGUGUUUGUUCUGGCUAAUUAUGUGAAAUGGUGGACAGGGAAUACAACAGUAGCUCCAUAGUUUUUACUGAAGUUUAAGAACUAUAGGAUCAAAUAUAUUCUUUUUCUUGGGAAAAAAACCCCAACUGUGUCCAGGCUUACACUCGAACGGGUUUUCAUGUUUGGAAUACUGUCAAGUUCUCUUUCUUCAGUUUACUUAUUAUUUGUAAAGUUGUACAAGUAAAGUACUGGUAUUUUAACUUCUUGGGUGGAGACCGUAGUCUAUUUGAGGCCGGUGGGAGGCAGUUUACCAAGAUGCAUGCUGCUAAUGCUCUUGAAAUUUUGCUGUGUAAAUCAAAAGACAUAACUUUCAAUUGUAACUUAACGUAGACUCUUUUGUUUUACCUCACUCUUGAACUUGUUUUUCCCGUCUCUAUAACAGCUGUGAGUGGUAUUAUGGCGUCCAGCAGGGCGGAACUGAGUCAAGAUCGACUUCUUGACAGUCUCAGCUCUACAGAGAUCUUAAACGCUGCGUUGGAAAUAGUCAAGUACAACUUUCCUGACGGCAAACACACCGUGUUAGAAGUGGACGCAGCCAGCAGUAGGAUGUACAGGUGCACACUCCACCAGAGAUAACAAAUUGAAGGGGGUUUCAUUUCAGAGCGUUUCUGUUUCUAUUUCUAACGGAUUCUUUACCUGUGUCCAAUCCACCACUUUUAAAAAUGUUUUUCUCGUUUGACCUCUCAAACAGUUCUGACAAUUUAAUAGUGUGCUUGAAAGAAGCUGAUUUAAGCUUGAUGUGUCAGAAAAAUCUAGUUUUAAGAUUUAAGCUAGUGAGCAUGUCUUUCAGUGCUUCCAUACGAUAUCUUUCCAAUAAUUCUCAUUGACAGCACAAUGUUCCUUAUCAAGUAAUAGAAAUAUAAACGUAGACCUUUUCUUAUGUUCAAUUAAAAGAAAUUCUUGGGACGCAUUGUGACGCCAUAUAUAUAUAUAUGUCCCCACAGACACAUUGUGCCACGUCUGCAGGUGCGCAGUGGCAUCAACUACACAGCCACAGACAAAGACGAUCUGCCCAAGGAUUUCAAAGGUCCUGGCAUGAAGGCAGUCACGUGGGAUCCAGCUAGUGGUGGAUCCAGCCCCAGUGUAGAGGCCAAUCUGCUGGUGCUAAAAAAUGUACUGCAUAAACAAGUAAGUUACCUUUGUGGAAAGUCUUGAGGUGCAUGUUCAGUAAUUUGUCUUUUUCACCGCUGAGCAUCAGUGAUCUUAUUGUGUUUAGGUCAGUAAGCUCUGAACAUGAUGCAGGCUAAAAUAAAAUUAUUUUGCUCCCUUGUCAGCACUAUAAAAUUUCUAACUUGUCUUGCUUGGAGUGUGAAACAUUGAUACAAUGGUAUGGAAGCAACAUAGUUAAUUCUCAGUGUAGUUCAUAUCAGCUGUAGACACUAAACUCUGUUGUGUCCAUAAAUAUAUUAGAAAAAGUCUUUGUUGACUUGGAAAGGUUUUAGAAUAAUGAUACUUAACUUUUACAAAGUAAGACAAGGUUUGGCAGUUGAACAAUGCAUGUACAUCCUUGUAAGCUAGGGGCUAUACCUCCCCAGCCGCAGUCAACCUUUAAGCGCACUAUUUUUGUAACUGCCCCAAUAUUGGACCGCAUUUUCUAAGCACCAUGCACCCCUGACUCCUAACUGUUUCAGGCCAACGUGGUGAGUGCUUUGACAGAUCUGGUCAACAAUGUUGUACCCGGUGGGUUCAUUCUGGUGCAAGAAGUAACGCACAACUUCCCGCUCUUUGUAGCCCUGGAGGGUCUACACCAGAACGUUACUCUGCCCACCACCAACGGCACUCGAGAGUACGGGCGCUUCAUGACCGACAGCACCUGGCAGUCGUACUUUGCCAAACGUGACCUUGACCUCGUGUACCGCAAGUCGGACGGCCUGCUGUCCACAAUGUAUUUGCUGAGGAAGAAGCCAAAGAUCCCCAUCAACCCGACCUUUAUCCACAUGGAGGGCCUUGAGUGCUCCUGGCUGGAGGACAUACAAAGAGAGAUGGCUCGUCUUGAGGCAGAACCCUCCGACAGUGGCAAAAGACUCUGGCUGGUAUCGGAGACGGCCAAUAGCGGUAUCUUUGGAUUUGUACAGGUGAGGGUGUAUGGCCUUAUCACACGAGACACAGUGGUGUACACACUAUUAGAACAAUUAACAUUGUUUGUAAUAUACCACUGAAUCCUCUAGAACCCCCCCCCCAAAAAAAAAAAUAAAAUACGCGGACUACAAUCGAAUAAAAAAUCUUUACACUCUAAGUCUACGGCUGAUGUCUAGACUUACUAAUGAAAAGCCAAACCUGCUUUGUAGUCACAUGAAGAUCCCUACUAUACUAAAUUGGACUGCAGAUGUGAUGUAAUCCAUGCCCUGAAAGAGAAGUACUGUCAAACCUGCUCUAACCGCCACCUGUC